AUGAACUUGAACACACCCUUUCAUGAGAUGCAACAAUCCCGCGGAUCGGAAGCAACCACUGGUUUCAACAGCUUCCUCAACCAGCCAAUGCAGCAGAUUGAUCCAUACGGCUUUUCAAAAUUUCAAGUUGUGAACAAUGACUCAAAUGGUCACAGAAACCAGGGGAAUGAAGUUUCGUUCCAGGGAUGCUCCGAGCAAUUCUUUACUCUGGAAUCUACUCCGGCAAUGGACUAUGCUACAUACAGUUCCCCUUCCGCUGUAAGUGCAUCUUCCAAUCGAAGUCCCUUUUCAUCUCAGGGUUCUCAUUCUUAUGCAUCCGACCAUCAUCAUUCAUCCGAGAACACCUAUGGUUCACCUCUGAGUGGGUCUUCUGGGGUCGAAGAUGAAAACAAAUUGAUGCGGGCACUUUGGGUACUAAAGAAUGAUCUGCUCGGGCCUGAAUCCGAAACCGAUGACAGUGGCUUCUUCAACGGUAUAGUCACACAACCUUCUCCCUUCUCGAAGUACAACAAAGUCCUGGACAUGGCUCCCCAUAUGGACCUAAAGCAAUUGCUCAUUGCCUGUGGGCAAAUAGUCUCGGAGGCUGAUGCUAUCCCAUUCCCCGACAGACAGGUCGCGAUAUCCGCUGCAGAAGCUCUGAUGGAAAUAAUCGAAAAGUGGGUUUCUGUUUCCGGCGACCCUUUGCAAAGAUUGGGUGCAUACAUGCUGGAAGGACUCAGGGCAAGGUUGUUAUCCUCCGGAAGCAUAAUUUACAAGAAACUGAAGUGCAGCGAACCAACAAGCUCCGAACUGAUGUCGUAUAUGCACGUCAUCUACCAGAUCUGCCCAUACUACAAGUUUGCUUAUCAGUCGGCGAAUGUUAUCAUCGGGGAAGCCAUGGAAGGUGAAAACAACAUCCAUGUCAUCGAUUUUCAGAUCGCUCAGGGUAGUCAGUGGGUUUCCUUCAUUCAGGAUCUCUCUUGCCGGCCUGGAAGGCCUCCGUAUGUUCGAAUAACAGGCGUUGAUGAUUCCCAAUCAGCUCAUGCCCGGAAUGGAGGGCUCGAGAUAGUUGGUCGGAGGUUAGCAAAAGUAGCCGAGUCAUGUGGAGUACCGUUUGAGUUUCACAGCGCAGCCAUGUCGGGCUGUGAGGUCCAGCUCGAAAACCUACAGAUUCGCCACGGAGCAGCCCUAGCAGUAAACUUUCCCUACGUCCUGCACCACAUGCCCGACGAGAGUGUCAACACUAUGAACCAUCGCGAUCGCCUCCUUAGGCUCGUCAAGGGACUGUCCCCCAAGGUUGUGACGCUUCUCGAACAAGAAUCCAACACUAACACCGCCACAUUCUACCACCGAUUCUGCGAAACUCUGGAUUACUACACAGCAAUGUUCGAGUCCAUCGAUGCUGCCCGACCAAGAGACGACAGACAAAGAAUCAGCGCAGAGGAGCACUGCGUCGCAAGGGAUGUUGUCAACAUAAUAGCUUGCGAGGGGCCUGAACGCGUUGAGAGACACGAGCUUUUCGGCAAGUGGAGGUCGAGACUGCUUAUGGCCGGAUUCUCUCCAGUCCAAUUGAGUCCCUCCGUCGGAAGUACCAUAACAGCUAUGCUCUCGGAACACAGCCCGAACUAUAGAUUAGCCUCGGCCAACGGCGCUUUGUAUCUCGGAUGGAAGAACAGAGCUUUAGUAACAUGUUCCGCAUGGAGAUAGAGCCAAAAACAAACUACAGCAUAUCUUGGAAGACAUCAUCGAAUUCUCACAUGUAAUUUCGUGCUCAAUCUCUGUCCUGACUUAGGUUCAUUCUGACUAGGAACAUCGUGUCCAUCUUAUCUAUUUGGGGUUAAGACUUGGGAAAACUUUGAAUUGUUCUUCAA
This is a messenger RNA of Andrographis paniculata, 1850 nucleotides long. RefSeq names its product scarecrow-like protein 13. Gene Ontology annotation, biological process: regulation of DNA-templated transcription. NCBI's taxonomy places the organism in Eukaryota, Viridiplantae, Streptophyta, Magnoliopsida, Lamiales, Acanthaceae. The record is from RefSeq and is a predicted model, not a curated record. Gene Ontology annotation, cellular component: nucleus. Gene Ontology annotation, molecular function: sequence-specific DNA binding; DNA-binding transcription factor activity. Bases 1 to 1686 code for a protein of 561 amino acids. The transcript has a single exon.